AUGUCAGAAUCAUCGAGACUGAAGAGUACAAUUUACGUCGGGGGACUAGAUCAGGGCGUCACAGCGCAGACACUCGCUGAGGCCUUCAUUCCCUUCGGUGAAAUCGCCGAUAUCACACUGCCUAAACCCGAACUCCCCUCGUCCGCUGAUCUCCAUCGAGGCUUUGGAUAUGUGGAAUUUGAGUUAGCACAGGACGCAAAAGAAGCAAUCGACAAUAUGGAUCAGAGCGAGCUCUACGGGCGGAUUAUCAAGGUCGCAGCUGCGAAACCGCAGAAGGAUAGCAACGAAGGACUUGGAAGCAAGACUGCUAUUUGGGAGCAGGAGGGCUAUCUUGCACAACAUGCUGUCAGCGAGGAGGAUAAGCAGGCCGCUGAACAGGCAAGGUCGGCCGUCAAUAGUCGCACAGAUCCAAUGCAAGGCCUAGAGGGCCUGGAUGUCGCCGGACCAAAUCCAGCACAAAGCUAA
Molecule: messenger RNA, 465 nt
Organism: Coccidioides posadasii C735 delta SOWgp
Lineage: Eukaryota; Fungi; Ascomycota; Eurotiomycetes; Onygenales; Onygenaceae
Molecular function (GO): RNA binding
Source: RefSeq, a predicted model, not a curated record